Messenger RNA from Diuraphis noxia (Russian wheat aphid), 1471 nucleotides. Its product is annotated as ribonuclease H1. The record is from RefSeq and is a predicted model, not a curated record. Gene Ontology annotation, molecular function: RNA-DNA hybrid ribonuclease activity; nucleic acid binding; magnesium ion binding. Gene Ontology annotation, biological process: DNA replication, removal of RNA primer. Lineage: Eukaryota; Metazoa; Arthropoda; Insecta; Hemiptera; Aphididae.
CAUUAAUUGGAAUUCGURAAAUACUGAACCGUGAGUUACGACCGUUAUGUCUACUGUCUAGGCAAUUUUAAGUCUUUAUAGAAUAUUUACUUAUUACUCGGCAGGUACUGACUACUGAGUAAUCGUUUAUUGAUCAAUUGUGAUUUGUGACGAAUCACGAGUUUUAUGCAUUUCAGUGGUUGUAAAUACCGUAGUCUAAUAUCGAUUAAACGAAUAUUUUGUCGUUUCUUUAAAAUGCCAAUUUACGCUGUAAUUUUCAAGACUUCGAAAACCGGUGCAAUAGCCGAAAACUGGGAGAGGGCUCGUGGUUUGAGAGAUGCUACUCCUAAUUCAUAUGCCAAAAAAUUUGAUAUUAAAAUAGAGGCUGAAAAAUAUAUUAAAGAUUUAAAAUUCCAGAUUGUGCAAAAAACACAUAACACUAAUGAUCAUUUCAAAGGUGUGAAAAGAAAAAGAUCCGAGAAUUCAUAUACUCCUAUGARUUUAGUGAAAGAUCACAUAAGAAAAAUUAAGAUGGCAUUUAAUGAUUUGCAAGUUGCUGUAUCAUCAAUUUCAGGAUUUUCUGUGACCUGUAUUGACCAAUUGAAGAUUUUAGACGGUGAAGUUAUUGGUAAACUUCAUGAGAUAUUGCAUGUGAAUAAAACUGAAUUCGAAGAAGAUUUUUCCUUAAAUGGAACAAAAAGUAUGYUGUUAAAUAGCAACCUGACAUUUUCUGAUGAAAAAGAACUGUGUUCUUCAAAUAUUGAUUCUAUUGAUGAUACCGACCUACUCCUAUCCGAUCUAGAAUCAGCAAAAAAAUCUUUCACAUUUAAUGAAAAAAAUGAAGUUGUUGUUUAUACGGAUGGCGCUUGUUCAAACAAUGGCUAUAAAGGAGCAUCUGCUGGGGCUGGAGUAUGGUUUGGAAAUCAUCAUCCUCUGAAUUUAUCAAUAAAAGUACCUGGAACACAAACUAACAACAACGCAGAGAUAUUUUCUACUAUUAAAGCAAUUGAACGUGUUAAUUCUACUGGUCUCACUAGAAUAAGUAUACAUACAGAUUCAGAUUUUGUCAUUAAAAGUGUAAAUGAAUGGAUGCCACGUUGGCUGGCUAAAGGAUGGAAAACCAGUGCAGGGGCCGAUGUAAAAAACAAAGAAAUGUUUAUGUUAUUAAAUAAAAGAAUCCAAUCAAUGGAUUCUGUUAGCUGGAUAUAUGUUCCUGGCCAUAAAGGCAUUACUGGUAAUGAAGAAGCCGAUAAGUUAGCCAGGAUAGGGGCCAAGAUGUAAGGGGGAUAUUUUUAAAACUUCACGUUUGUUAUUUACUGAUUAAAUUUAUAUGCGUUUCUUAUUUCAAAUUAACGAGGAAAAAAUGUGAUAUUAUAUGUUAUGUAAAUUUUAAAUCCAUUUAUUCAUUUAACAGCAAUUACGUCAGAAACGCAAGAUUUAGUUGAUGUAUGUAUAUUUUAAACAAUAAAGCCAACAUUUUAUACUUAAAAGA